Molossus molossus (Pallas's mastiff bat) is the source of this 6290-nucleotide messenger RNA. RefSeq names its product katanin interacting protein (gene KATNIP). NCBI's taxonomy places the organism in Eukaryota, Metazoa, Chordata, Mammalia, Chiroptera, Molossidae. The coding region runs from base 11 to 5254 and encodes 1747 amino acids. The record is from RefSeq and is a predicted model, not a curated record. The transcript is spliced from 28 exons.
GCCUCUAGGGAUGGACGGUCAGACUCUGCGAAAGGUGGAGAGAAGCCGGUCCUGCUCUCGGGAAAAAAAGGAGGGUUACACUAAGGACAUGGUGACAGACUUUGAUGAGAAACAUGAUGAGUAUUUAAUAUUGCUCCAGCAGAGGAACCGGAUAUUAAAGCAUUUGAAAACCAAAGACCCCCUGCAAUUGAGACUAGAGCACUUGGAGCAGGGCUUCUCUGUCUAUGUCAAUGGGGCCAACUCGGAGCUGAAGGCGGCGCCACGGAGAGCCGUCCACGCCAUCUCCUCCAGAAGUGCCUCGCUCGCCGAGGGGACACAUGAUUGCGGACGAAGAACCCUGUUUCGAGAAGCUGAAGAAGCUUUAAGACGCGAUUCACGGACAGCCCCCAGCAAAGCCCAGCGCCGCGGAUGGCACCAGAAAUCUGUGCAGAUCAGAACAGAAGCUGGCCCGCGGCUCCACAUCGAACCUCCUCUGGACUAUUCUGAAGAUUUUGAGCCAUGUGAGGAUGUGAUUGUCAAUGCAAAGGCUGCUUCUGGGGGUCCCCCACAGGACUCCAGAUUUCCCACCAGCACCACGCCCUGUGACGUUAACUUCUCCCUUCAGAACGCACGUGGACAUCCUGACCCUCCAAACAGUAUGGACGAAGCAAGGAUCCUCCUAACUAUUCAAGAUGUAACGGAGCUAAGAAAAAGCCUAGAGCGUAGUGUAAAUCUACAAAGGAAAGAAGAGGAUUGUUCCAGUGACGAGUAUGACUCCAUUGAAGAAGAUGUAGUCUCUGAGCCCGAGCCUGAGGACGAGGCACUGGUGGGCUAUCCCAGACAUGACCCCCCUCUUUCCAGGGGAGAGUCAGUGCAGAAGGACGCUCCUGAGGACCAGCAGACAAAAGGACCCCUUCCACAGGGCCCUGACACCCUCGUGGUGCUGGAAUUUAACCCAACUUCCAAAAGUAAUAAGAAGGAAAGGAAUUUGUCUGCUAAGCGAAAGAACAGUGCUGAGGUCGUCAUUCCCAGCAAGCCAGAGCCAGCCCUGACUCCCCAGCCCCCCACUGUGUUCCCAGACCAGGAGAGGCCAUGUUCAAGACCUGGAAGCCGACGAGAGAGACCCCUGUCAGCAUCCCGAAAACCUGUGCUCCAGGCUGAGGACCCACGGGAAGACGCAUCGGCUGUGCUCAGAGCCAUCCAGGUGGAGAACGAGGCCCUGCAGAGGGCGCUUCUGAGCAGGAAGGCCGAGCCCCCCAGCAGCCCGCUGCAGGUGCAGCAGCUUCCCAUCACCGAGGUGACCAGCGCACAGGAGCCAUCCAGGGCAGCAGGGGGAGCCAGAGCCGUCAGCGAAGCCAUUGACAGAAUCGGCCUCUUGGGGAGCAGACAACAGCAGAAGCUUCUGAAAGUCCUCCAGGUCAUCGAAAGUGACUCUGCCCACGUCAGCCGGGUGGCUUCGCCAACUGAGGAGCAAGUGCUGGACCCAGAGGACACACUGAGAACGCAGGCAGAAGGAGUGAAAGAUGCCAUCUACGUGACAGUGGAAAUCCUGUCCAACUGGGGCAGCCCGUCGUGGGUGGGCCUCACGGAAGUCGAGUUCUUUGACCUGAGCAACACGAAGCUGUACGUGUCGCCUCAUGACGUGGACGUCCGUAACACCGACGCGCCCGGGGCCCUGGGCCAGCUGGUCAACAGGACUUUGGCUAGCAAGGAAGAGCCCUCCUUGUGGACGAGCCCCUUCCGCCCGCCGCUCCAGCUCUCUUUCGUGAUCCGCAACACGAGACUGCUGCGAGCCUUUGGUCUGGCCAAGAUCAAGGUUCGGAAUUACUGGACGGCUGAUGGCGAUCUUGACAUCGGUGCCAAGAAUGUGAAGCUCUAUGUCAACAAAAACCUCACCUUUGAUGGCCAGUUAGACCAGGGAGAUGGGGAGGCCCCCGCCGAGCUGACCGUCCUGGUCGGCCCGAGCCGUGAGCAGACCGAGGGAACGGAGGACGAUGUCCACGCCCACUUGGAGGACGGCCACGGUGCCCGCGCGGUGGUCGGCCCGAGCCGUGAGCAGACCGAGGGAAUGGAGGACGAUGUCAACGCUCACUCGGAAGACGGCCACGGUGCCCGUGCGGUGGUCGGCCCGAGCCGUGAGCAGACCGAGGGAAUGGAGGACGAUGUCCACGCCCACUCGGAGGACAGCCACGGUGCCCGCGUGGUGGUCGGCCUGAGCCGUGAGCAGACCGAGGGAAUGGAGGACGAUGUCCACUCGGAGGACAGCCACGGUGCCCGCGCGGUGGUCGGCCUGAGCCGUGAGCAGACCGAGGGAAUGGAGAACGAUGUCCACUCGGAGGACAGCCACGGUGCCCGCGCGGUGGUCGGCACAGGCGGGGGCGAGGAGCUCCGUGUCGUGGGCUCGCCGCCGGCUGCAGCAGCACUGGACGCGAAGGCUUCUCCACCCGGAGCUUCAUUUGGCGAAAGGACGAAUCCCCCUGAUUGCACGGAAGACACUUUGUCCAAGUUAGAGGAUGACUUCAGCCUGUUGGCAGCCCCAGCCCCCGUGGAGGGCGAGCCAGGCGCCCCUGCCCCCGGGCCCCCGGUGGGAUGCCCUCCUCUGGACCGGGAGCUCUCACUGAUUCAGCAGCUGGAAAACCUCGCGGGCAGAAAAGUCUCUGAGCCACCAGGGAAAACCCCGUCCUGGCUGCAACCCUCUGCCACAGGGAAAGGCAGGAAGCAGGGAGGCAAGAAGCCCAAACCCCUCUGGCUGAGUCCUGAGAAGCCCCUGGAGUGGGCAGACAGCCUGCCAGAGGACGUCAUCGGUGAGGGGCCUGCAGAGGCCACGGGCAGAGGCCCCAGGCGUGAGCAAGGGCGGCCCAGCAGCUGGACUGUCCUCUCAGGAGAGAGAGCCCGGAGGGUGACCCCCAGAGUCUGCAGUGAUGACUUUGACAUCUUCAACCGGCCCUCCAACAGGGAGCGCCCUGCUAGUGGGAGGAGGGGCCCGAAGCGGGGUGCCCUCGGCAGCGGCCAUGCCGACGGCCCGCCCGCCGGCAGAGAAGAUGCCAGGUCCAGCAGGACGCCGCCGCGGUCCCAGUGGCGCAGUGAGCAGGAGCACACGCUGCACGAGUCGUGGAACUCCCUCAGUGCCUUUGACCGCUCCCACCGGGGACGCAUCGCCGACACGGAGUUCCAGGGGGACGUCCUGGACGAGUUCCUGCAGCAGCAGCAGCAGGGCAGCCGGCAUGGCCUCCAGCCACCCCCCCGAGAGGAGAAGCCAGAGCCUGCGAGAGAGCCGGACGGCUGCUCCACGGACACAGACGACGGGAGCGACUUUAAAAUCCCCGUCUUGCCUUAUGGACAGCACUUGGUCAUCGACAUCAAGUCCACGUGGGGGGACAGGCACUAUGUCGGCCUGAACGGAAUAGAAAUAUUCAGUUCCACGGGAGAGCCCGUGCAAAUUGCAAACAUCCAAGCAGACCCCCCUGACAUCAAUAUUUUACCAGCUUAUGGGAAAGACCCCCGGGUGGUCACCAACCUCAUCGACGGGGUGAACAGGACCCAGGACGACAUGCACGUCUGGCUGGCCCCCUUCACACCGGGCAGGUCCCACUCGGUCUCCAUCGACUUCACAACCCCCUGCCACGUCGCCCUGAUCAGGAUUUGGAAUUACAAUAAGUCGCGGAUACAUUCCUUCCGUGGCGCGAAGGACGUGGAGAUCCUGUUGGACGCACAGUGCAUCUUUAACGGGGAGAUCGCCAAGGCCUCGGGGACCCUGACGGGAGCCCCCGAGCACUUUGGAGACACGAUCUUAUUCACGACCGACGACGACAUCCUGGAGGCCAUCUUCUGCUCGGAUGAGACGUUUGACGUGGACGCGGAGAGCCGCUGCAGCCCGCAGGGCGAGGAGGCGCUGCGGAGGCCCCGCACUGCCGAUGGCACUGGGGAGGAGAGGCCCUACACCCAGGCCGGCCUGCGGGCCCAGGGCCAGGUCCCGGAACUAGAGCUGCCACCCGCUACCCCUGUCCCCGAAGUCAACACUCCGGAACCGGGCGUCUACCACGGGGUCUGCCUUCAGCUGAACUUCACCGCCUCGUGGGGGGACCUGCACUACCUGGGGCUCACGGGCCUGGAAGUGGUGGGCAAGGAGGGCCAGGCCCUGCCCAUCGACCUGCACCAGAUCUCCGCCGCCCCCAGAGACUUAAAUGACCUCCCCGAGUACACGGAUGACUCCCGGACCCUGGACAAGUUGAUCGAUGGAGCCAACAUCACGAUGGAGGAUGAGCACAUGUGGCUGAUCCCCUUCUCGCCGGGGCUGGACCACGUGGUCACGAUCUGCUUCGACAGAGCCCAGAGCAUCGCCGGCCUGCGCUUCUGGAACUACAAUAAAUCUCCCGAGGACACCUAUCGAGGGGCCAGAACCGUCCACGUCUCCCUGGACGGCCUGUGCAUCUCCCCUCCAGAGGGCUUUCUCAUCCGGAAGGGGCCCGGCAACUGCCACUUUGAUUUUGCACAAGAGAUCCUCUUUGUGGACUGCCUGCGAGCUCCGCUCCUGCCCCCGCCGGCCCCCAGGCUCCACACAAAAAGCCUGGAGCGGGCAAGCAUGGACUACGAGGCACCGCUGAUGCCCUGUGGCUUCAUUUUUCAGUUUCAGCUCCUGACCAGCUGGGGUGACCCCUAUUACAUCGGCCUCACCGGCCUGGAGUUGUACGAUGAGCGGGGAGAGAAGAUCCCUCUGUCGGAAAACAACAUCGCCGCCUUCCCGGACAGCGUCAACUCCCUGGAGGGCGUGUGCGGGGACGUCCGGACGCCCGACAAGCUCAUCGACCAAGUGAACGACACCAGUGACGGCAGGCACAUGUGGCUGGCUCCCAUCCUGCCUGGCCUGGUGAACCGGGUGUAUGUGAUUUUCGAUCUGCCUACCACCGUGUCAAUGAUCAAGCUGUGGAACUACGCGAAAACACCCCAUCGAGGGGUGAAGGAGUUUGGCCUCCUGGUGGACGACCUGCUCGUGUACAACGGGAUCCUGGCCAUGGUGGGCCACCUGGUCGGGGGCAUCUUGCCCACGUGCGAGCCCACGGUGCCCUACCACACCAUCCUCUUCACCGAGGACGUGGACGCCGCCCACCAGGAGAGACGCACCGCCGUCAGCAGUCGGGUGGAGGACCAGGACGUGCAGAUGCUGAACGAGAACCAGAUCGUGAGCAGCGCGAGAAGGAAGCAGGGUGCGGUGGACCCAGCCUUACGCCCCAAAACCUGCAUAAGCGAGGAGACGGCGAGACGGUGGCGAUGCUGACUGGUGAAGGAGGGAGAGCGGGUCCUCUCGGUCAGCCUGGGGCUCCCUCACUGCCCCCCUCAGCACCCUGUCCCCCCUCAGUCCCCAGUGUCAGCCAGCCCAGACCCCAGAGACUGGAAGAGAGCCCACUGGGGAGAAGGGACUUGAGGGGUGGACGGUCUUGGAAAAGAGGGGUCACCGGCGGGAGGAGGCAGGGCUCUGCUGUGGGCGCAGUGGCUCCCACCUUUCCAGUGAGACCCGGCAAAGCAGGCCCGGCUCACGCUCCGCCGUCCUGGGCCCUGAGCCAGGCUGACUCUGGAGGAGGCAGUGGGCUGGGGAGGCCUCCCCCCAGCCGGGAGCGCUGGGCGGAGGGCAGGGCCAGGCCGCAAACACCGGCACUCGGGGGGGUGGCCCUGGGGGUGCCGUCCCAGACUGCAACAGCCCCUUUUCACCAGUGGACAGGACAGACUCCCUCGGGGCCCGGUUCUGCAAGGCUCCGUCCUCUGGCCAAGGGCCUGUUGCUGCUGAGGGAAGGGAGGGAGCUGCCCAGAUAGGACUGGCCGGCAACUCGGCCCCAGAUGCCUCUGGCCGAAGGCAGGGAGGCAGAGGACCAGGGCCACCCGAGCUCCUCCCCUUCCACCUGAACUCGGAGGGACCUGCCCUCCCGCUCGCCGAUGAUGGCGGCUCCUCUUGCUGGCUCUCUCCCUUGCAGUCCUGCCCACGCCCUUGGCCCUUGCGUAGGGCAGGGAGGCUCCUGCUGCCCGCCCCGCGCUCCCCUCCUCCAGCAGCUUCCCAGCCAGUUGGAAACGUGCCCCCCCCCCUUCCCCAGCAAAGCCCAGAACACGUCUAUUUCCAUCUAUGUAACAAGCUCGGAUCAUGGACCUAAUUGGCUUCCCAGUGGGGGGUCAUUUCUCCUUCCCACUAUGGAUCCGUUGCUUUCCUGGCGCCCAGCCCGGCGUCACUGUCCUCCAGUGCGUCCCUGUGCAACCCCGAGCUGGCGCAUGCUUCACGCUUUAGCUUCCCGGGCAGCCAUGCAAACGCGCUUCUCAUUUGGAGU